ACAUAACACACAACAUUAUAUUUACCAUUUAUAUAAAUAUAUACAUAUAUACAUAGAAAUAUGCUUAGAAAUUAGUUGAUUUGAGCCCUUCAUUGUCCGACAUUUAAGUGUCACUUUUUUUUUUUUGUUAAUAACUAAAAAUUCCCUGUCAUUUUGGAUAAAUUAAAAGUUAAAAAAUAGUUAAGUGAUUAUUGUGUUGUACAAUUGGCUUUAUUUUGUUGAUAAAAAAUAUUGCUAAAUAAUUAAAACUAUGAAAAAAUAGAAAGCCAAAAAUUGGCCAAAAUAUCUAAACAUUUAUUGGAUACGUAAUACACACAUGCAAACACAUCAUCUAGGUAUCAUGAAAUUAAAUUAAUUUACAAAAAAAUAACAUCUAGUGUCAAACACAAAAAGGAAAAAAAAAGAGCUAAAAAAAUUUGGCUUGUUUGGUUUGUUUUUACUCAAAAAAGAACAAAAAUAAAAAACCAAAACAAAGGAUAUAAAUAAAAACACAUUUUGACAGUUAAAAAAAAAAUUAUUAUUUUGAUAUAAAAAUCGAAAAAAUAUAAUCUAAAUUGAUCUGAAUCAUCAUCUGUUAUAUCGCACGUUGAUUUGUGUGUUUCGUCAUGAGAAUUCUUGCGCAACAUUUUAAUGCUCCAGUGUUAUUAACCUCGUAAAUUAAAACCACGUUCCAUAAAUCCAUAAAUAAUAUUGUUUAAUAAAUAAAUAUAUAAACAAAUAUAUUUUAAAUAACAAUAAAUAAACAUAAGAAAAAUAAAAAGCUACAUUAUAAAUUUUACAUUGUUGGAUGAUGUGAAGGCGUUGUCCCACAUCGGCGUCGUCGCCGUCGUGGGUUUUUAUUGAUGUUUUUUUUUUUUUAAAUAUAUAUAACAAUAAAUAUAUUGUUUUUGAUAUUUUGUUAUUAAAUAAUUUAUCAAAAAUAUAUUAAUCAUCAUUGACAACAAAAUAAAAUUUAUAAUAAAAAAUGUCUCAAAUGAAUAUAAGUAAUGGAAAAAGAGGAAGAGGAGUUGCUGCAAGUACAUCAGCAACUCCAGUAUCUGCUUCAAGUAGUUCAACUGAUUUGGCUAGUCUAUUUGAAUGUCCAGUAUGUUUCGAAUAUGUAUUACCACCAAUUCUUCAAUGUCAAAGUGGACAUUUAGUAUGUAGUAAUUGUCGACCAAAAUUAAACUGUUGUCCAACAUGUCGUGGUCCUCUUGGUAAUAUACGUAAUUUGGCAAUGGAAAAAGUUGCAAGUAAUGUUAUGUUUCCUUGUAAAUAUUCAACGAGUGGUUGUACUGUGUCAAUGGUACAUAUUGAAAAACCAGAUCAUGAAGAUGCAUGUGAAUUCCGUCCAUACAGUUGUCCAUGUCCUGGUGCAUCAUGUAAAUGGCAAGGUUCACUUGAAGAAGUUAUGCCACAUCUUGUUAUGAGUCACAAAAGUAUCACUACACUUCAAGGUGAAGACAUUGUUUUUUUAGCUACAGAUAUAAAUUUACCUGGUGCUGUUGAUUGGGUUAUGAUGCAAUCAUGUUUUGGUCAUCAUUUUAUGCUUGUACUUGAAAAACAAGAAAAAUAUGAUGGACAUCAACAAUUUUUUGCAAUUGCACAAUUAAUUGGUUCACGUAAACAAGCUGAAAAUUUUUCUUAUCGUUUAGAAUUAAAUGGUAAUCGUCGUAGAUUAACUUGGGAAGCAAUGCCAAGAUCAAUUCAUGAAGGUGUUUGUUGUGCUAUUCUUGCUUCUGAUUGUCUUGUAUUUGAUACAGCAAUUGCUCGACGUUUUGCUGAUAAUGGAAAUCUUGCAAUAAACGUAACAAUUUCUAUGGUUUAAUAAAACUACUAAGUAUGUCAUUAUUAUUUUUUAUUUUUACAUAAUAUUAUUAUCAUUAUCAUCAAUCAUAGUUUGUUUAUUUUUAUCUAACAUAAUUUUUUAAAUAUAAAUUAAUGCGUAAUUGCUGAUGAAAGUUUAGACUGAAAUAAUAAAACAAAAAUGAAAAAAAUAAAUAA
Molecule: messenger RNA, 1983 nt
Organism: Aphidius gifuensis
Lineage: Eukaryota; Metazoa; Arthropoda; Insecta; Hymenoptera; Braconidae
Gene: sina
Product: E3 ubiquitin-protein ligase SIAH1
Exons: 4
Coding region: 965-1807 (280 amino acids)
Biological process (GO): multicellular organism development; proteasome-mediated ubiquitin-dependent protein catabolic process
Cellular component (GO): cytoplasm
Molecular function (GO): zinc ion binding; ubiquitin protein ligase activity; ubiquitin conjugating enzyme binding
Source: RefSeq, a predicted model, not a curated record